AUGGGAAGAUACUCAGUGAAAAGGUACAAGACUAAAAGAAGAACGAAAGAUUUAGACCUCAUAUUCGAGGAUCUGACGUCUCCAGCCAAAAUACAACAACUACUGAACCAGCCAUUAGACGAAACAAAACCUGGUUUGGGACAGCAUUACUGCAUACAUUGCGACAAGUAUCUUGAGACCGCCAUCGCGCUCAAGACGCAUCUCAAGGGUAAAAUCCAUCGUCGCAGAGUAAAGGAAUUGAAAGGUGUCCCAUACACUCAGGAAGUCUCGGAUGCGGCUUCGGGACUAAACUUGCAAAAGUUCUUGAACAGAGUCGAACAGAUAAAUCAGCAAAGAGGUCCACAGAAGGAAGCCAACGAAACUGAACUCAAAGCACACUUGGAUGCAACUUUGGAGAACGUGGCCACCACAGAACCCACUCUACCGCAUCUUGUGCAGGACGAACCAGUGAAACAGAGUAUCGAGGACGCCAAUAAUGGCGAGGUUCAAAUGGAAUGA
Lachancea sp. 'fantastica' is the source of this 498-nucleotide messenger RNA. NCBI's taxonomy places the organism in Eukaryota, Fungi, Ascomycota, Saccharomycetes, Saccharomycetales, Saccharomycetaceae. The record is from the annotation of a GenBank genome assembly.